ACAUUUUGCUAAAGUGGUGUUAGGUAUUCAUUUAACACCGAACAAAGUCUGAUCCUUUUCUGCAACGUUCUCUGCAUUUUCUUUCAUUGAGAACCGCCGAAAUGUGCGAAUAAUGUGGUUCACAGCAAAAGAAGAGAGGCUCAGGCUUUGCUCUCCUAUUUACAUGAGAAAUGAGCAGAGCUCCCGACUUGAAUUCAAGCUCUUAACUUUGUAAUGGUUAACAGAUCUAUAGAAUUAGAUUAACUCGCCCAAUCUGCAUGUAUUAAUGCAGUAGAUCUGUAAUGGCCUUUCCUUGACCCUGAAGGGUGAGGGAGUCACGCAGGGCAGGACCUAUUUGACGUGUCACCUAGCAGUGAGUACUGGGGAGGCUUUGAUUAGGUUUUAUCAAUUCGUUUUGUGAGGGAAAACAUGUAAUGUUAUGGUCAUGAGGGUGAUGUGACAUUCUUUACAGUCUGAUCCCAAGUGAAGCCUGGGAAGGUGUAACCGUGAGAAAAAGGAGCGAGAACUGAAAGGACAAAGUUUAAAAGCGUUGUAUUUGUUUCUGUGAUGAAACAUAUUUGAUUUGAUCAUGUAUUGAUUGCCCUUCUCCACCCCGGUAUGAUAUAUCACCAAUGUAUUUGACUCUGAAUGCUCUGUGAUGGGUGAUUCAUCUCAUCUCAAAAUAGCUUUGCAUUUUGGUGCAUUGAAUAGAAUUUAAGCCAUGUAUUUAGCGUGUAACUGCUCAUGAACUGCUUAUCAUGAAGAUCAAAUAACAAGUGAAGACCCCACUUAAUUUCAAGCGAUGUUGCUGUAGACAUUGCCGAUAGUUCAGCAAUUUAAGAAUAUUAUAUUUAGAAUGCACAAUAAUAAUUAUUAUUCCAUUCGUGCAAAUUGUGUUGUUCCAAGUACUGUAGGCAAUAAUAAAUGGAGUGAUCUUGGUUUAGAUUUUUCUGUCUUCUAAACUAUAUUGAUAAUGUUAUGUGCAGAAAUGCCAAAUGGUGAUGCUUAUUAUUACGAUCAGGCGUAUUAUUAACAAUAGUAAUAGCCUACACGUGUAAUAAAGUUGCCCAUUUAUUUAACAAAAUCCGCGUUGAUAUGCAGUUUAUAUGCAGAGAAAAUCGAGAGCACAUCCCUCCCUCAAAUUGUACGAUAUUACUAAAUACCUUUUUCACGCCUCAAAGUUUUUCAGAACAAUUGAGGGAGGAGUUGUUUUGCAAGGUCAGCAUUUGGUUGAAAUUGAGUGCAAAUUAUGAGCAACCCUCUCCGUCAACCAACUAUCAAUGUAACCCCCUCCUCCCCAAUCAACCCCCCUCCUCACAUCUCCUCUCCAUACUGGUUCUCAUGGAGACCCCGUUGAGAGGACCUUGCCUCUUUAUAAAGACAAGAUACAACUCAUGCAACUGCCUUUGAAAUAAUCCACAGGAUUUCUUGCGAUAGUCUCUCCUUCACUUGCACUUCAAAGAAGCCUUCUGCUCUGUGGCUGUAUGCGACUGCUGGUGACUGAAAAGAGGACCCACAUGAACUGGAAUUAGUUUGGUCAUUCAUUCGGAGUCAGACUAUUUUAAGCGUUUUAACCAAGCGGACUGAGGACCGGAGACUUGCCUUGCAUGAUACAGGAUUACUUUGUUUCUGGAUAGGACUGUUUCUAGUUUUAGGGUCAAUCCAAGACCCGGGUGCUUGCUGCGCUUCUCUCCAUCGACACCGCGCACCUUCCCUGGUAAACUCGUUCAUCGCUGCCUUUCCGCGCAGCUCGUGUUGCAGGUGCGGAAACACAGAGCGCUUGGACAGAUGGCUGCGCUGACGAUACAACGGAAUGACAACUUUCUACACACCUUUUUACAGGACCGGACCCCCAGCUCGUCCCCCGAGGGAGCCCCCAACGCUCUGUCCUUCCUGGCCACCACCUGUAGCCAGGCCUGGCAGGUGGGUGGCACGGUGGGCUCUGAGAGCUCCCAGUUCCCCUAUGAGGGGGCGGUGGGGGUGAGCUCAGCCUCCGGGAUGUUCCAGCUCUGGAGCAACGAGGUGGCGGUGGCCCCUAGUUCUAGUCUCAGCGCCUCCAGUCUCACUGCAGCCGCACAUCAGAUGACAUUCGCGGUGCCCAAGGUCCAGUUCCCUGUUGGCCCUGGACAGAGUCUGCCUUCUGGCCUGGGUCCUCACCCGCACGCGCUCUACCAUCACCACCACCAUCACCACCACCACCACGAGCUGCCCCUGACUCCGCCGGCCGAGCCUCCCUCCGCCUACUCUUUCGAGCUCUCCCCCGUCAAGGUCCUCUCAUCCCAGAGCCAGGGUCCCAAUGGGCCGCAGUACUACCCCCAGCACAAUGGCGUCUCUGUGGGACAAAACUUCCCCGGCUUCUUUCAGAACUCUGUAUCCUCCGCCAGGCACCAUCUAUCCGGCGGACAACACCAUGUAGGGGAGGAGGGCCAGCAGGGCUGGUGGAGCCUCCCCCAGACCACUGGCCACGGAAGCCCCACCAACCACCACCCCUUUUCCCUGGGCCGGCAGCUGGUCCUGGGCCACCAGCCCCAAAUCGCAGCCCUCCUACAGGGCACCUCCAAGGGCCUGUUAUCCUCCACACGCCGCUGCCGUCGCUGCAAGUGCCCCAACUGCCAGGCCAACGGCGGGGGACUCGAGUUUGGCAAGAAACGACUGCACAUCUGUCAUAUCCCAGAGUGCGGCAAGGUGUACAAGAAGACGUCUCACCUGAAGGCCCACCUGCGCUGGCAUGCCGGGGAGAGGCCGUUCAUCUGCAACUGGCUGUUCUGCGGGAAGAGCUUCACGCGCUCCGACGAGCUACAGCGCCACCUCAGAACACACACCGGGGAGAAGAGGUUCGGAUGCCAGCAGUGUGGGAAGAGGUUCAUGAGGAGCGACCACCUCUCCAAACACGUCAAGACUCACCAGAGUAGGAAGAGCCGGUCCGGUGGGAACACGUCGGACUCUCUGUUGGCCAAUAUCAAGAGAGAGUAGAACGGACUAGAGGGGGGGAUUCAAUAGACUCUAUAUAGAGCCAAGUGACUGCAAUAUGUGAUGAUACUGUAACUGCCACAGACCCUCUGAGGGAGAGUGGUACGGACCACAAGGACAACCUAUAGACUAUUAACCUCUGUAGUCGUGACCAUUUUCAGCCCGUCAACAAAAUGCUUUUGAGAGAUAUUUCACAACAAGGGAAGCAAAUCGAGUGGCGAGGUUCAGGAUUGUGAUAUAUGGAGACAGAGCGUUCACUGGGCAUUUCUAGGUGUCGCACAAAAAAAAGGAUCUCCUAUAGCAAGGGGGUAGCCACUCUUUACCUUUGAUGGUGACAUUAUAACCUGGUUCCCACAUUAAUCAGCUGUCAAAUGUCCACGGUCAAAUCAAAUCAAAGUUUUGGUUGGUCACGUGCACACGGUACAGUGAAAUGCUUGCUUGCUAACUCAACAAUGCAGUACCAUAAUAUCAAUCAAGAAUCAAAUGCCAACGACAAAAGUCCAAAAAUAACAUAAAAACUAGUGUUAAAGGUAGGUACAUAAUAGAAUAUACAGUAUGAUAGAUUUUUUUUUUCAAAACGAAGACUGUUUUUAAGUAGUAAAGUGGAUAGCAGGUUGAAUAGAUAGAGGUCUUCAUUUUAUUUUUGAUUUAAUUUGUAAUAUUGAAAUAUAAAUCAUUCCGCAAAUUUAUGUAACAUGCAAGUGAUCCACUUUCUGCAUGUUUCAUCUUUUAGAAUCUGGAAUUCAGAAACAUUUUUGAUAAUGGAAUGUGAAUUACAUGAGGAAGAAAAUGUAUCUGAAUUUAAGUAUACCACAUGUCGGUUGAUUUUUAAGAAAUUUGCUGUUUGGCCAAAUGUAUAUAUUGAUCUGUCGGUUGCUUGUGGGAUCAGUGUUAUAAUGUUUUAUUCAUGGAUAUAUAAACCCCUAUCUCAGUUUCAUCUGUUGCUGAAAUGGAUUCUUGUUAUUUAAUCAGAAUGUGAAUUGCCAUUCCUAUGUGUACAAACCACAAUUUGUUGGAAGACUUUGUAAAUAAUGUAUCACUUUCACAGACAACUUAAUUGAAGUUAAGACUGCAUGUACAUUUUAAUAAACGGGAAUUCCUUGCUAAAGCAAAUAUA
Molecule: messenger RNA, 4066 nt
Organism: Oncorhynchus keta (chum salmon)
Lineage: Eukaryota; Metazoa; Chordata; Actinopteri; Salmoniformes; Salmonidae
Product: transcription factor Sp5
Exons: 2
Coding region: 1768-2952 (394 amino acids)
Biological process (GO): regulation of transcription by RNA polymerase II
Molecular function (GO): DNA-binding transcription factor activity, RNA polymerase II-specific; RNA polymerase II cis-regulatory region sequence-specific DNA binding
Source: RefSeq, a predicted model, not a curated record